AUGAUUUAUAGCUUAGUUUGGGGAAAUUAUCUCGUUGGUUUCUGCGUUAAAAUACUGAAUUCAGCCGUUGUGAUCGGAUUCUAUUAUGGAUUUCUGACUACAUUCUCCAUAGGACCGUCUUAUCUCUUCCUUCUUCGAGGGCAAAUCUUAGGAAAGGGAUCUGAAACGAAAAUAUCAGCAACAACCGGGUUUAUUACGGGACAGCUCAUGAUGUUUAUAUCGAUCUAUUAUGCGCCUUUGCAUUUGGCAUUGAGUAGACCUCAUACAAUAACAGUCUUAACUCUACCAACACCGCUCCCAUAUUAUUAUAUUGAGGAAAUGAUGCGAUACGAUGACAGGGACCUGGAGGAAGUCAAAGCUGCAAUAGAUUGGGAAAAGGAAGAAACUAACGAAGAAGAAGAAGAUAUUACUGUUUAUCUUUCUGAUAAAAAAGAGAAUACUUUCAACAAAAAACUCGCCCCGUUGGAAAAAUCUCUUGUAACUACUCUUUUCGAUUAUCGAAAAUGGAAUAGGCCUUUGCGAUAUAUAAAAAAUGAUCACUUUGAAAGGGUUGUAAGAGAUGAAAAUUCACAAUUUUUUUUUCAGAACAUGAACAAGUAA
Molecule: messenger RNA, 600 nt
Organism: Vicia faba (fava bean)
Lineage: Eukaryota; Viridiplantae; Streptophyta; Magnoliopsida; Fabales; Fabaceae
Source: the annotation of a GenBank genome assembly